CCUUAAGGACCGCACGGAGGGCGGAAUAUCGGCACAAGAUGAGAUUGUCUACUGCGAUGUUUGUCCUGGUGGGCGGGGUCUAUUUGGGCAUCACCCUCUACGUUCCCAUGCCAACCGAUAUGGACGCCAAGAUGGAGUUCUACUUGAAGACCAUUGGAUUUAAAUUCAGCAAGUUAAUUAUGUACCUGGAAUACCUAGUUCGCGGGGGCUCUACCAUCGAUUUUUCUGUUGUUCAAAAUAUCAUGAUAUGUAUUACCACAGUCUAUCGAGUAGGAGCAGCUUUGACCCGCAAUUCAGAGGGGUCAAAGUUCACAUUAGAUGACACGACCUUUGACGGGGUCAGAGUACUUUUUUACCAGCGCACCGAUGGCAGGCAAGAGAAUCGACCGGCUUUUAUCUUUCUACAUGGGGGCGGUCUUACUAUUGGCAGUGUCGAUAUAUACGAGAUGGUAACCGAUGACAUUGCAGGGCACCUCGAUGGCAUGGUUGUGAUAUCUGUGGAUUAUCGCCUGGCACCGGAACAUCCCUUUCCAGCGGCCUACGACGACGGGCUAGCCGUUACGAAAUGGUUGAUGAGACACGCCGACGUCUAUGGCGUUGAUGCCACUCGCAUUGCCUUAGGAGGUGAUAGCGCCGGUGCCUACCUGACGGCCGCGAUCGUCCAGGCAAUCCACGACAAUCCGACUCUGCCCAACGUUCGUCUCCAAGUCCAUCUCUUCCCGUGGUUGCAGCACUUCGACUACCAGACACCGUCCUACCAGAAGAACGCCCAUAUCUUCGGUGAGAGAACCUGGGUCGAGAACACCAUCCCCGGGUUCUGCUUCAGCGCGUACUUUAACGGAGUCCUCAACGACUCCCUAGUUGAGCAGAUGACGACAAACAACCACACCUCUGCGGCCUUUAAGAACUCUGCGCUUUACUGGAAGACCUUCAAUCAUUCUCUGAUACCAAAGGAUUUCCGUGACCCCGCCUACUACACCCCACCCCAAUCAAGUGACUUCGGCAACGAGGAAAUCUGGAAUGAACUCAAAGACGUCGUUCUUGAUACUCGGUUCUCGCCGAUCCUUCGCGAGGACAUGCGAGGAUUACCGAAGGCCUACAUCGCCACUUGCGGCUACGAUCCUAUACGGGACGAUGGAAUAUUUUACUUCCAUCGUUUAAAGGAUGCCGGAGUUGAUGUGUUUUGGGUGGAUUAUGACGCGGCCUUUCAUAGUCUAGAUUGGUACUAUCCAUUGUAUUCGGAAACUGGGAAACAACUGCAGAGAGGGUUUAUAAAUUUCAUCAAAGAUAAUAUUUGAAUUUGUGCCUGGUUUUUUAUCAGUGAAAAAAUUAUACAAUAGAGUAAAAGAUGUUAAUUAUCGCUCAUGCUUUGGAAUUUUCAUACCUUCAUUCAGCUUUGUUUGAUUGAACAUUUUAUUACACUUAAUUUAAAAUGUACGAUCUAUUCUUUUUGAACGAGCCAUAUACAGUUGGCCUUCAUGAAUGACAUCGUUUACUCUGAAGAAUCCAAUUCUUCCACUUCUAGAUGCAUUACAUUUUCAUAGCGGAGGUGUUUAUUUUCUCCCGAAAUAACACCUUUUACGCUUUUGGGAUGAUUUGUUUUAUUUCAUUAGUGUUAUCGUUUGGUUGCUUUAGUUUGCUUGUUUAUUUUUUAUCGGAUCUAAGUGAGUAGGCCAUUUUAAUCAUGGGCCUACUGUAACUGAUAUUUUCAGCUGGGGGAAUUUAAAUGUAUUUUUAUAGUCACUGUGUAUUUGUUAGGUGCGCUUUUUUUAAUCGCCUUUUAGUGAAAAUAACUGUUCAGACAAAAAGAAAUAUGUUUUGGUAUCGUCAAUUAAAGUUUUGAAGAUUUAAAACUGUUUAAAUUUACAUUUUGCUAACUAAAUACGGAAAUAGGUAACAAUGUGCAAUAAAUAAACCACA
Strongylocentrotus purpuratus (purple sea urchin) is the source of this 1920-nucleotide messenger RNA. Its product is annotated as arylacetamide deacetylase-like. Lineage: Eukaryota; Metazoa; Echinodermata; Echinoidea; Camarodonta; Strongylocentrotidae. The coding region runs from base 39 to 1298 and encodes 419 amino acids. Gene Ontology annotation, molecular function: carboxylic ester hydrolase activity. The transcript has 4 exons. Gene Ontology annotation, cellular component: membrane. The record is from RefSeq and is a predicted model, not a curated record.